AUGGUGAAACCUGAAAUCAUUACCGAUAAUGUUGCUGUGAUUAAACAGCAUGAUAAAGAAUUGUUGUCACUAUUAUCAUUUUUAUCUACAACCAAUAUGCUUCAAGUUAUCGAAUCAAUCCAAGCAAUCGAAUCAUCAUCAUCAUUUGACAACACUGAAAUUAUUAAAAAUAAAAUCAAUGAUGAGCAAAAUCAAGAAAGUAUUUUGAUGACAAUGCAAGAUACACAACUUGAACCAGGAAUUGCUACCGAUAAUAUUGCUAAUGAGCGUAAUGGCAAUGACUAUUCUUCAUCAUUCCAAUCAUUAUUGUCAGCAAUUGAUACUGACAUACUUCAAGCGAUUGUAUUAUUGUCGCUAAAAAAUAUUGAAGAAUUCAAAGCAUCUUACUCGAAGAAAGAUUUAAAUUGCUCAAGUAUUGAUUUUAGUUCAAAUGAAAAAGAAUGCUUGUCCAAUGAGAAUGGCAACAGCAAUGACAAUUCUUCAGUAAUUGAAUUGCCACAAUCACAUUGUUAUCAGCAAUUGACACUGACACACUUAAAGUCAUUGAAUCAUUAUCUUUAA
Messenger RNA from Entrophospora sp. SA101, 561 nucleotides. NCBI's taxonomy places the organism in Eukaryota, Fungi, Glomeromycota, Glomeromycetes, Entrophosporales, Entrophosporaceae. The record is from the annotation of a GenBank genome assembly.